GGUCCUGUGAUGACAGCUCAUGGAUUACGACAGCUCCCUGGAACGGAUGAAAUUGCAGAAAGAAGUCAAAAAGGGGAAAAGGGAGAGAAGGGAGAGGCUGGAGUUCAAGGACCUCAAGGCUUCAAGGGAAACGUCGGGCCGCCAGGACUAAAGGGAGAUCAAGGACCAGAGGGAAGGGAAGGUCUUCUUGGACCUGCUGGACUCCCAGGACUCCCGGGCGAGCCAGGCUCGCCGGGGGACCCGGGGGUGCCUGGGAGAGAUGGUCUAAAAGGAGAAAAGGGGGACUCUGGAGGGAUGAUUGGGCCACCGGGGCCUAAGGGUGAGCCAGGGGAACCUGGUGGUGGUUACAUGGGCGAUGGGUUGUCUCUGAGCAGAGGGUCCCGUGGGCCGAAGGGUGAGAGAGGUAUUCCAGGACUGCCGGGAGACCAUGGCGAGAAGGGAGAUCCCGGUGAAGGUGUCGUAGGCCAGCCUGGCCCCGUGGGACCCCCAGGCAAGCCAGGAAUUCAGGGUAUCCGUGGACCUCCGGGUUUAUCCGGCCCCCCUGGAGCUCCUGGAAGAGAGGGCUCCCCCGGGAGACCAGGUCUACCAGGCCCCGCAGGACCUCCAGGUGAACCAACUGCCCUGCCAAUUGUUGGAGACAUGGGUGCCUUGCUAAAGAAUGCCUGCAGUUUGUGCCAGUCGAAGGUCCCGGGGCUUCCUGGGCUGAAGGGAGAGAAGGGAAACCCUGGAGUCCAAGGAGUGGAAGGCCUGGUGGGAGAAAAGGGUGAUCCAGGUGUGAGAGGUCCAAUGGGCAAUCCUGGGAAAGAAGGCCCAAAGGGAGUGAAAGGGGAGCGAGGGUUCCCAGGCCCCACUGGAGAUAAAGGCGAUGAGGGGCCUCCAGGAGUGCCAGGGCUUCCCGGGGUGACAGGUCGAACAGGGGCCCCGGGGCUCAUGGGUAGACCCGGUCCGAUGGGUCAGUCAGGACCUAAAGGAGAUAAAGGGAAUGAAGGACCCCCAGGCAGACCAGGACUUCCAGGUCCACCAGGUGUACCGAUAGUGGAGGGCACCGGGAUGAGCAGUCUCUACAAGCUGCAGAGUGGUGGAGCUAUUUUAGGACCCCCUGGAGCGCCCGGUGCUCCGGGCCCCAAAGGAGAUGAAGGACUGGCCGGGGAUCCAGGGGCCAUGGGGUUACCUGGGCUUGAAGGGUUACCUGGUGCCAAGGGUGAUACUGGUUUGCCAGGUCCACUUGGAGCACCAGGCCCUGUAGGGAAACCCGGCCCGCGUGGAGAGCCAGGGAUCCCAGGAGAGCCGGGUGAGAGAGGGCCGCUCGGAGAGACAGGAUUCCCAGGGCCCGAGGGACCCCAAGGUGUCGCUGGGAGACCUGGAAAAGAUGGAACUCCUGGAUACAAGGGGGAUUCUGGGAGACCAGGUGAUAGAGGAUCCAAGGGAGAGCGUGGUGAUCCGGGAAUUCCUGGAGAAAGGGGCGUUCAGGGUGAGAGAGGUCGCAUGGGAGAAGCUGGUGCAGUUGGACCAAUUGGACCACCGGGUGAAAAAGGUGAUCCUGGCCCUCCAGGCAAGUUGGGUGCUGUCAGGCUUUUGGAUGAUCCCAGCUUCACAGAGGAACUCAGACAGUUUAUCCGAAAUGAAGUUUGGAGGAUUUUUGAAGAGAAAGUAUCGAGUGGCGCCGUGCUACAGAAGACCCCUGCAGGCAUCUUGGCUCAACAGAUGCAAGGGCCUCCAGGACCUCCUGGUCAGAAUGGAUUACCAGGCCCACCAGGAGAGCCUGGACCUCCUGGACAGCAAGGAUACAGAGGUCAGAAAGGAGAACGAGGCCAGCUGGGGCUGGGGUUACCAGGAGAUCCAGGACCCAUGGGGCCCCCCGGUCCUCCUGGGUUCAGCUCUGAGGGCCCUCCUGGCUUUCCAGGCCCCCGCGGACCUCCUGGGAAGUGUGACCCCAGUGACUGUCUUCCUCCAUCCUACUGA
Molecule: messenger RNA, 1962 nt
Organism: Salarias fasciatus (jewelled blenny)
Lineage: Eukaryota; Metazoa; Chordata; Actinopteri; Blenniiformes; Blenniidae
Product: collagen alpha-1(XIX) chain
Exons: 34
Coding region: 10-1962 (650 amino acids)
Cellular component (GO): extracellular matrix
Source: RefSeq, a predicted model, not a curated record